GUACUGAUAAAAGUUGCACCGCUGUGCUUCCAUUUGGUGCAAUUGACACGUCUGAGGUAGACGCCUGAUCUUCACCGCAGGCCAAACCGUAGGAACACCACAAUGACUGUGCCCAAGAGCACAGCAGACCCACAGGGGGAGUGGGUUUGGAUCAAACCAACGACGACAGGCGAAUUCGAGGUGCCAAUUGGGGCAAGAGUAAUUUCCAGCGACAAAACCAAACUCACCGUCAAAGACGAUGAAGGAAAAACUAGAACCGUGCCGGCCGACGCCGUGGUAAAAUCCAUGCACAUGACCUCCAUAGUCGGAGUUGAAGACAUGAUUUCGCUUGGAGACCUCCACGAACCAGGCAUUCUAAGAAAUGUGCAAAUGCGCUACAACGACAAUUUGAUUUACACCUACACCGGUUCCAUUUUGGUGGCAAUCAACCCGUACAAGGUGUUGCCAAUUUACACGCCGACUCAGAUCAAACUGUAUCGCGGCAGAAAAAUUGGACAGGAGCCGCCUCACAUCUUCGCCAUUGGAGACAACAGCUUCGCCAAUAUGCAGCGAUACAAGCAAAACCAGUGCAUCGUGAUCAGUGGAGAGAGCGGUGCAGGAAAAACGGAGAGCACAAAGCUUAUCUUGCAAUACUUGGCGGCUAUCAGUGGCAAACACUCGUGGAUCGAGCAGCAAAUUUUAGAGGCAAAUCCAAUAUUGGAAGCGUUUGGAAAUGCAAAGACGAUCAGAAACGACAAUUCUUCUCGGUUUGGAAAAUACAUCGACAUUCACUUCAACAAGGAUGGUGUCAUCGAAGGGGCAAAAAUCGAGCAGUACUUGCUGGAAAAAUCUCGAAUCGUGGCUCAGAGCACAGAUGAGAGGAAUUACCACAUUUUCUACUGCAUGCUGGCUGGUCUCAGCGCAGAGGACAAAAAGAAACUCGAGCUGCAAGACGCCUCAAGCUACAAAUACCUGACUGGGGGCGGAAGCAUAAUUUGUGAGGGCAGAAAUGACGCAGCCGAGUUUGCUGACAUCAGGUCGGCAAUGAAGGUGCUAAUGUUCACCGACCAAGAAAUCUGGGACAUUAUGAAACUGCUCGCGGCACUCUUGCACAUGGGCAACAUACGCUACAAGGCGGCGGUGAAGAAAAAUUUGGAUGUGACAGAAAUUCCAGACGACACAAAUGUGAAGAGAGUGGCAAACCUGCUCGGCGUUUCUCCCAAAUCUCUGGUAGAGGCACUGACAACGAAGACAAUUUUCGCCCACGGAGAAACGGUGGUGUCAAGCCUUUCCAUGGAGCAGUCGCUCGACGUGCGCGAUGCGUUCGUGAAGGGAAUCUACGGACAGCUGUUCAUUCUGAUCGUGGACAAGAUUAACAAUGCCGUCUACAAGCCGCAAAUUUCGUCUGUACAAAAGAUCGGCGUCUUGGAUAUCUUUGGCUUUGAGAACUUCAAUAUUAACAGUUUUGAACAAUUCUGCAUAAACUACGCGAAUGAGAGUCUGCAGCAAUUCUUUGUGCAGCACAUUUUCAAAUUGGAGCAGGAAGCCUAUUCAGCAGAAGGAAUCAGCUGGAAGCAUCUCGAGUUCCAGGACAACCAGCACAUUUUGGACAUGAUCGCUUUGAGGCCGAUGUCCAUUAUGAGCCUCAUUGACGAAGAGAGCAAAUUCCCAAAGGGCACUGACCAAACAUUGGUGAGCAAAGUGCAUGCCAACCACCAAGCCAACAAGUGCUACUUGAAGCCAAAAUCCGAUUUGAACACGUCAUUUGGUUUGGAGCACUUCGCCGGCGUCGUCUUUUACGACACAAGAGGCUUCCUCGAGAAAAACAGAGACACCUUCAGCGCCGACCUGCGCCAGCUUGUGCACAUCAGCACAAACCGUUUCUUGGCACAGCUCUUCUUUGACGAGAAGCAAGUGAAUGCCAGAGGCAGCGUUCCGGACACGACCAAACGCCAACAAACACUCUCGGCGCAAUUCAGGCGGUCCCUUGAUGCUCUGAUGAGGACACUGAACAGCUGCCAGCCGUUCUUUGUGCGCUGCAUCAAACCCAACGAGUACAAAAAGCCUCAGAUGUUUGAUCGCGCCUUGUGCUGCCGCCAAUUGCGUUACUCUGGUAUGAUGGAGACGAUUCGCAUUCGCAAAGCGGGCUACCCAAUUCGACACGCAUUCAAAGAAUUUGUCGAACGAUAUCGCAUCCUCGUCCCUGGCAUUCAGCACUCUGCCAAGGCUGACUGGAAACAUUUGGCAGGCAAAAUUUGCCAAGCAAUCUUGGGCAAGGUGGAUUUCCAGUUGGGCAAAACCAAAGUUUUUCUCAAGGACGCACAAGAUUUGUACCUGGAACAGGAGAGAGCCGUGAUAUUGGCAGCCAGAAUCUUGAUUUUGCAACGCUGCAUUCGAGGCUGGAUUCAGAGGCGAAAGUAUCAGAGACUGAGAGCUGCCACGAUCAAAAUCCAGACCGCCUGGCGAGGAUACCUGCCACGUAAGCGCUUCUUGGAAGUGAGAAACGGCUACAGCAGGCUGCAAGCUUGCAUAGCUUCCAGGCGGCUCACGCACAGAUUCACACGCACCAGGGAAAGGGUUAUCAGACUGCAAGCUCGCUGCCGCGGUUACUUGGUCAGACACGGUAUGGCGCGUCGGGAAAAGGCAAUCAUCAAGGUGCAGGCGCACGUGCGGCGCAUCAUCGCGCAGAAAACUGUGUUCCGCAUGCGGUACCGCGAGCUAAAGAUGCAAGAGAUCCGGCGGCUGAGAAAGGAGGAGGAGGCCAGGUUCAAGAAAGACAAGAUCGAAAAUUACAAGGAAGAGGCCGAGAAGAACUACAAGAUCCGCGUGCAGGAGUUGGAGAAAGAAAUGCAGGAGCAAGAGGUGGACGCAAAGUGGCGUGCGGAGCGCAACAACCGCCGCAUCACGGAUGCCCUGAGGAAGAGGGAGGCGCCCAUCGACCACUCGCAAUACGUGGCCGACAUCUUCGGCUUCCUAGAGAAAACGCCAAGCGAGGUCUCGUCCUCCUCACUGCCCAGCCCAACCUCCGAGCAGCAAAGGACGACCGUUUACGGAGGACUCGCUGCUCAGUCUACUCCAAAGGCACCACCGUCCGAAAUUAUUGACGCGAUGGGCAAGAGCAAAUUUGAAAAAGACGACCUGGAGGACUACAGCUUCCAGAAGUACGCGUCCACCUACUUCCAGGGACAAAUCAACCAUCAGUACUCGAGGAAACUGAUAAAGCCGUCCUUGCUUUCCCUUCCAACAACCACAGAUGAACUUGCUGCUCAAGCGCUAUGGAUAACGAUCCUCAGAUUCUGCGGUGAUUUGCCUGAGCCGAGAUUUGUGAAUGGAGACCGGGACAACAGCUCAGUCAUGCAAAGGGUCCAAGCUACCUUGGGAAGAUCGUUUGCACAGAGCCCUCAGUUUAAUGACCUGUUAAACGGAAAGGAACCCAUUACACCUAACUCGAACCUGCCGAGAUCGGUUAGGGGUAAAUUAGUGUCGUUGACCCUGCGGCGAAAGAACAAGCUGCCCGAAGAAAUGCGACAGGGAAUGCUGAGCGAUGAGCUGGCCAAAGACAGCUACCACAGUUGGCUCACCUCAAGGCCUACAAGUAACCUCGAAAAGCUGCACUUUAUCAUUGGUCACGGAAUUCUCAGGUCGCAAUUGAGGGAUGAAAUUUACUGCCAAAUUUGCAAGCAGUUGACCAACAAUCCCUCUAAAUCGUCUCACGCAAGAGGAUGGAUUUUACUCUCGCUGUGUGUUGGGUGCUUCGCGCCGUCAGAAAAGUUUGUCAAGUACUUGAGGGCCUUUAUCAGGCAAGGGCCACCUGGUUACGCUCCCUACUGCGAGGGCAGACUACAGAGGACCAUCACCAACGGUACUAGGACGCAACCCCCAAGCUGGCUUGAACUUCAGGCGACUAAAUCAAAAGAGCCCAUCCUACUGACGGUCACUUUCAUGGACGGCGCUCAAAUCACCCUGAGAACAGACUCAGCCACCACCGCAAGCGAACUGGUCGACAGCGUCGCAAAUAAGAUUGGGCUAAAAGACCGCUUUGGAUUUUCGUUGUUCAUUGCUCUGUUCGACAAGGUGUCUUCUCUGGGCAGUGGUGGAGACCACGUGAUGGACGCCGUUUCCCAGUGCGAGCAGUAUGCCAAGGAGCAGGGCGCCCAGGAGAGGAAUGCCCCGUGGCGCCUGUUCUUCAGGAAAGAGAUUUUCGCUCCAUGGCACGAUCCGACAUUCGACCCUGUCGCCACCAACCUCAUCUACCAGCAGGUUGUGCGCGGAGUCAAGUACGGAGAGUACAAAUGCGACAAGGAAGAGGAUGUUGCAAUGCUGGCCGCUCAGCAGUAUUAUAUUGACCACGGAAGCAACUUGAGUCCUUCAAUUUUGAUCGGCUCCUUACCCAUUUACCUACCAGACCCGUAUCUGAUCGGACCAAAAGAGAAGGUGAUGGACAAAUGGUCCACGUCUGUUACGCAAGCUUUCAAGAAGAGCUAUUACGUGAAAGAGAGUGUUCCAAAGGAGAAGGUUAAGGAAGACAUUGUGACCUACGCCAGGCUUAAGUGGCCACUCCUGUUUUCAAGAUUCUUCGAGGUAUUCAAAGUUUCAGGUCCAACUCUAGCCAAGAACGAUGUUAUUAUGGCCGUGAACUGGACGGGCAUCUACGUGGUCGACGACCAAGAACAAGUUUUGCUGGAGCUUUCCUUCCCAGAGAUCACCGAAAUUUUGACCAACCCGGCUGUGAUGAAGAACGGCCAGGCAACCGCACCGCAGAUUGUUCUGCACACGGCCCAGGCUCAGACUCUUACGUUCAAUGCGCCUAACGCGGAAGACCUGAAGGAACUGUUGCUGUUCGUGAUUGGCGAGCUGAGGAAACUCUCCAGGUUCACUGUCGCCCUGCAAGAUAACCAACCCAAAGACAGCAACAUGCUGACGUAUUUGAGAGGCGAUCUUAUCUAUCUGGAGGGAGAGACGAUUGGCGAGACUUUGAUGAAAAGUGCUUGGGGCGUUGGAAGGAAUAGGAGAACCAACCAGAGGGGUGACAUCGCAAGUCAAAACGUCUACAUUCUUCCUACCCUCAAAGAACCACCUACUGAUAUUGUUGCGCUCUUUUUGCAAGACGGUGCCCUCAAGGGCAGGCAACUGCAGCUAAUGAACAUCGCAAACGGAACUGAAAACAGGGUGAAACCGCACACCCUCAGCAACUACGCAGGAGAACAUUUCAGGUUGAUUUCAAGGCAAUCCUUGAGUAAGGGUCAAACGCUGACCUCAGCCAGGGGUAAGAACGUUAGCAACGAUGAGCUGUGGCGGUACUCGCGCGAACCCUUGAAGCAGCCUCUGCUGAAGAAGCUCGUCAACAAGGACGAACUGGCGGAAGAAGCGUGCUUCAUGUUCCAAGCCAUUCUUAAAUACAUGGGUGACUUGCCAUCCAAGAGGCCAAGAAAUAGUUCGGAGUUGACCGACUAUAUUUACGGCGGACCACUGACCCACGAGCUCCUGCGAGAUGAGGUUUACUGCCAAAUCAUGAAGCAGCUGACUGGCAACACAAGCGACUUCAGCACUGAAAGAGGCUGGGAGCUGAUGUGGCUGGCGACAGGACUUUUCGGCUGCAGCACUGGCCUUCUGAAGGAACUCACCAUGUUCCUUAGGACGAGAAAGCACCCGCUGGCUCAGGACUCGCUGCAGCGGCUGCAGAAGACGCUGAACAACGGCCACAGGAAGUACCCGCCGCACCCCGUCGAGGUUGAGGCCAUCCAGCACAAGACCACGCAGAUAUUCCACAAAGUCUACUUCCCCGACGACACCGACGAGGCAUUUGAAGUGGAUUCAUCCACCAGAGCUCGCGACCUGUGCGCCUCAAUCGCCAAGCGGCUCAACAUCCACUCGGCGGAAGGUUUCAGUCUGUUUGUGAAAAUUGCCGACAAGGUGAUCAGCGUGCCGGACUCCGACUUCUUCUUCGACUUUGUGCGUUACUUGACCGACUGGAUGAAGAGGACCAGGCCAACCAGAGACGGAGUUGUGCCAAACUUCCUCUACCAGAUCAUUUUCAUGCGCAAACUUUGGACGAAUGUUCUCCCUGGAAAAGACAAGAACGCGGACCAGAUCUUCCACUACCACCAGGAAGUAGUCAAGCUUCUCAGAGGCUAUCACAAAUGCAGCAAAGAUGAGGCAGUACAAUUGGCUGCGCUUAUUUACAGGGUCAACAACGGCGUCAACAAGAACGAGCUGGCCAACAUAGGCCAAAAUCUGAAGGACUACGUUCCGAACGACAUGAUCCGCCUGCAGAGCAGUUCUGAUUGGAAGAAAGCGAUCACGGCGGCCUACAACAAAAACACAGGUAUGAGUAAGGAGGAGGCCAAGCUCGCCGUCCUUAAGAUCCUGUACCAGUGGCCCACUUUCGGCUCUGCCUUCUUUGAGGUGAAGCAGACCUCAGAACCCAUGUACCCCGAGUUCAUUAUCGUCGCGGUGAACAAGAACGGCAUCAGCCUGAUCAACCCGCAAAAUAAGGAAAUUUUGAUCACGCAUUCGUUCAACAAAAUUUCCAACUGGUCAUCCGGCAACACCUUCUUCCACGUGACCAUUGGCAAUCUGGUGCGAAGCAACAAGUUGCUCUGCGAAACUCCACUUGGAUACAAGAUGGAUGAUUUGCUGACCUCGUACAUUUCCUCUCUGGUCAACACCAUUGAGCAGAGAGGCCGAAUUUACUAGAUAAAUCAUUAUUUAUUUUUCAUAUUCUAUAAUAAUUAUACGUAUCUUGUAUGGUUAAUGUUGGGGUAUGAAUAUUGUGACUUGCAAAAUGAUUUUGAUUGAUUUUAAGAAUAAAUAAUUAAAGUUGAAUUUUAGAUUAA
Cloeon dipterum is the source of this 6815-nucleotide messenger RNA. Its product is annotated as myosin-VIIa-like. Gene Ontology annotation, cellular component: myosin complex; cytoskeleton. The transcript is spliced from 37 exons. NCBI's taxonomy places the organism in Eukaryota, Metazoa, Arthropoda, Insecta, Ephemeroptera, Baetidae. The record is from RefSeq and is a predicted model, not a curated record. Gene Ontology annotation, molecular function: ATP binding; cytoskeletal motor activity; protein binding. Bases 103 to 6675 code for a protein of 2190 amino acids.